AUGAAUGACUUAUCCUCUAUAUAUUCACAAGAAUUAGAAUUAACAGAACGGUCAGUGGUGAUUUCUUUGUUUAAUAACCUGUUGGCAUCGAAAAAUACCCAUCAACAGACUCUAGAUUGGAUUCAUGAAAGAUCUGAAAAAGAAUGGUUAGAUGACAUUUUCAUCAACUCAGUGCUCUAUCAUAACGUGGACAGAGUUAUAUGGGGACCGUUCUUCAUAUGUAUAUACAAGGAUCCAAAGACUGAUAAGUUCGGUUCACUGACGUUAGAUAGAUUUGGUAUCACCCAUAUUAAUUCCAUUGAUCUCUCCCGCAAAUCUGCUUACUACCCAGCAAUUGAGAACUUACAUGACAAUGAUAAGAACUCGAAUGUAAAAAAAUGCAUUGCUGUAUCAUUACUGCAAAAAUUCUCGAAUAUUUCGAUGCAGCACUUAAAGUACCUCACAGAAGAUAAAAUCAAUUAUGAUCCGGUACAUGCUGGUGAUUUGUCUAGUGGCUGUAAGUUGGUGACAUCAAUAAGUCCAGAAUUAUUUGGUAAAAGAUUGAUAUCAGCCGGUCUUCUAACAGGACGUCUCAUUAAUUCUACGCUGAUGGAUGUGAUUUACGAAAAUAAUGAAUCAACAAUUGACUCAAAUAACAGAUUAGUAUUCCAUUUAGGUGAACAAUUAGAGCAAUUAUUCGACCCUGUGACAGAGUAUUCACCAGAACAAACCGAGUAUGGCUAUAAACCACCAGAAGAUGACAAACCAACUGAAACAGAUAGCGAACUCGUUCAAGCAAUUUGUAAUGAGCUUCUACAACUACAAUCAAAUUUUACUUUCACACUAGUUGAAUUUUUACAAAAAGUGCUCAUAGCAUUGAGGGUUAAAGUCCUGAAUGGUGAAAUUGAUGCAUUAUCCACUGUAAAGUUAAAUCGCAUGUUUCCCCCCACAAUUGAUGAAGUUACAAGAAUAAAUUGUAUCUUCCUGGACUCACUGAAAUCUUCCAUGCCAUAUGGAUCACUAGAAGUCUUGAAGGCGUGUAGUAUAACAAUCCCUUACUUCUAUAAAGCUUACACACGUCAUGAAGCUGCUACUAAACUGUUUAGUAGAGAUAUCAAACAAUUUUUGAAGCAUUUUAGGAAUUCUAUACCAGAAUGUGAAGAAUAUAGUGAGAUGAAAUUGGAAGCAAUAAUUAAAGGCCCACAAGAAAAAUUGCUCAAAUUAAAACUUAUUAUCGAUAGGCUCUAUCAUUCCAAGGAAUGGGCUAACGAGGAAAAUAAGAUAAUUGGCAAGAAAAAUUACGAUAAUAUCAUAGAUGUAAUUGACUCUUUUGGCAGAUUGAAUGAGCCUGUCAGUUCUUACAGUACAAGAGUGUUCACUCCCUCAGGUAAGAUUUUGACAGAGCUAGCCAAAGGUUGGCCUGUAGAAUUACAAUACAAAUGGCUUAAAAGGCGUGUGGUUGGUGUGUAUGAUAUUAUUGACCAAACAUUUUCUAAUAAAAGAGCCCUUUUGGUUAUCUUUAGUGAUUACAUUGUAUUUUUAAGUAUCACUGAUUAUGAAUUAUACUAUACAGAUGAUGGUUCGAAUAAACCUUUGAUUUCUGAUAUUUUAAUGAACUCUCUGAUAAAUGAGGUUGCGUUGCCAUCUAAAAUACCGAAGUUAAAUGUUCAAAAUUAUUGCUACAUUGGAGAUGUUUUGGUUUCAAUAUUCGAUAAUGAUACAAUUAGAUUUGACGCUUUAAGACCAGAUGCUUUUUCCAUUUCAUGCAAGUUGGCCACAAUGAAAGAACCUAUUGAUGCGAAAAAAGUAGCAGCACUAGUGACCAAAGCCAAGAUUUUGGAAAAAGAUACAGCUUUUCAUUUAUUUAAAGCAUGCAGGGAUGACAUCAGUCUGUACUCAACAGCUCAUGAAUUAGAAGCAUACAAUAACGAAAAACUAAAAUCUAAAUUUGCUUUAUUUCUAAAUAUUAAGCCAGCCUCUCAAUUCUUAAGCCUUUACAACCUACACUUUGCUGUGUUUGCCAGUUUUGUGGGCACGGACGAUACGAAUAAAGUUAGGCUGAGUGUGAUAACCAGGAGUAAUAAAGAUACUGUGAAAACUUUAGAGAUUUUUCCUGAUAAUAUUGUUGAUUCUAUAAUUGGGCAGUUAUCAACCGAAUAUCCGCUGUGUUAUUCAUCAAUCCAAUCUUCAUUAAUUAAGGAGCUUUUUGCAGUUACUACCUAUUUAGCUAACAGCAUAGGAAAAGUAGGCGAGAAAGAGCACACCUUACGUGAAGCUGCUGCUAUAGUUAAAGACAGUAAUAAAUCAUCCAAAACUAAUACCCUCGUUAACUCAGACGCAGAAAAAAAGCAUUCAAAAGCCAAAGAUAUUGAUGCAAAAGCUAGUAAAAAGAUCAAAAAGAAAACAGAUAACUCCACACAAAAAAGAAUAUCAAAGAUACCAGAGAGUAAAAAUGUUAUGAACUUAAAGCCUCAAGAAGUUAAGAAAAAAAGCUUAAUUGAGAAACUAAAAUCCAUUUUCAAAUCAAAACGCAGGAGCAAAAAAGAUAUUAGUGGGCCGAUCGUUGUUAAUUCGAAAAGUUACAGUUCGAAAUCUUCCUUACCUCAUAAGAAAAACAACUCACCCUUACCUAUUAGUCCGAAUAAAAAUAUAUUGGCAAAUACUAGAAGUGAGAAAAAUUUGAAUGCGAAGAAUUCAAGUGGGAAAAAUCCUGGAGUGAAAAGCAAUGAUGACGCCGAAAAUUUGAGAAUCAGUUCUGUUGUCCGUGAUACAACAUACGAUGCAUCUGGCGCUAGAUUCCAAUAUACGCCUAGAAUAGGUGAUUUGUCAAAAGAAAAAACUGAGGACAUUGCUGAACCCCAUACGCCAGAUGAAUAUACACAGCUAUCACAAAUUCCAUCCCCUCACAUUGCUGAAAAACUAUUUCUUCCUAAAGAAUCCAAAAUUCAUGAGCCAGUUGAUGAAGUUAGUGAACAUGAGGAUAUUGCUGGGGAUAUAAGCGCUCUUACACAAUCCACUUCACAAGAAAACGUUGAAGUACUUUCGGCAGGACAAUCAGGUAAAGAAAAAGAUGUCAGUAAGAGAGCUCAUAAUCAAAGUCAAUUAUAUAACUCUGAUCUUUUUGAAGACUUUGUGCCUCCAGGAAAGGAAUGUGGGCAUAACAUUGAAAUUAAGCAAGCUUCUGAGGAGUUAUCUGAUGACAAUCUACCUACGGAGAAAUCUAGUACUCAAAACCAAUUGCACAACGUAGAGAAAAAUAAUGCUGUAACAUUAAAUUCAGGCGAAGAUAAUACUAAGGAAAAAAAGAAUGGGACUUUUCAUGCUGGGAAGCAAGAUCCUUUUGUUGAUAUAGCCAAUCCACCUAUUGUACAAGAAAAUAUAGGAGUUUUGCCCAAAAAAUUAAACAUUUUCCCCACAAUUCCAAAAUUAGCUCCAAUCAGUCGUAUGGAGUUUACCAGAUCACCAUCUUUGAUAGAGUUAUUUGAGGGAAUGAGAGUUGUGCUUGAUGAAACAGACGCUCACUACAACUGGAAACGUCUUUCCAGUGAGGUUUCUUUGAAUCAAAAAUAUAUAACCAACUCAGGAAAUACCCCAGAAAAUAAUAAUAAUUUCAGGAACUUUGCACAUGCUGCAGCCUUCAACUUAGCAAUCCCUAAAAAUGUAGAAACUAUUGUCAUUCCAGAUGAAAAGGCUGAGUUAGAAAGUUCGCAUUCGACGAAUGGUACGCUCAAGACUGGAGAUGACCACUCAAAAACUACUGUCCCUUCUGUAGAAGAGGUGAGUGAAGAGGCAGUUGGAAAGAGUCCACUAAAACAUGAGGAAAACCCGUCCCUCGCAGCAAAUGAUACUAAUAGAGAUAGGGCCUUGGAUAGCGAACGCAAAUUUAAAGUCAUCAACACUUCUCCCACAAGGUACUCAAAUAUUGGUAGUUCAGAGAAACAAUUAGCAAGUACGACCUCUGAGACAGAUUUUUCAAAAGCCAGCUUUGAAAAUCCUGAAGACCUUCAAUUAUCUAUUGCAAGAGACAUCUCGUCUCAGAAAUUGUCAGUAGAUACCACAACAAAGAUGGUGCCAGAUUUCUCUUUCCUUACUGAGAUGAAUAGAGAAGUGACGACCCGUUUAUUCGAAUUAAAUUUAGCUUCACAAGAAGACGUUAAUGACGAAGAGUACUACACACCUACGACCAAUGCACCCAAGGAGAAUAUGGCUGCAUCAACGUCAGACCAGGUUGAAACUGAAAAUGAAACUAGCAUUGGAUUAGAUGUGGCCACUGGGCUUGAAAAUGAUCUUGCAAAGAUAAGAGAAACCUCAGAGACACAUCCCGAGGGGGACAAGUCGCAAAAUGUGGCUACUGAAGAAUCGCAAAAUUUUUUAGAAGACUUAGAAUUCAGUUCAUUUGCCAUGACUUUCGAUAAUUCAUUAUUUAAUCAAUACAGUUCUGGUUUGCAAGAGGCUACGCUUACUCAUAAUAGUUAUGAAACAACGAAAAUUUUAGAUAACAUACCAGAGUUACCAGCAGAGAAGGAAGGACCCGUAGUAUACACACUAACUAAUGAUUUGUUCUCUAGUAAUGACAUUAGGAUAGGUAUAAAUCAAAAGGCAGGAUUUAUGGACAAUUCAAACGAUGCGGAAGAUCCAAUUUGGGUAUCGCCUAGCAAAUUAGACUUUGAUGAUAUAACCAGAACUCACGUAAGAACACUUGGGGAAAAUAUUAAGGAUCAUGCAAUAACUAGAAAAAACACGAAGCCAGAUCCUCCAUCGAAUAAGCUAGAUGACUCUGAAUUGAAGCAUGAUUUAUCUUAUGCAUUUCUGGCCAACCUUGUUCAAACUAGCGAGUUUGAUGAAAUUGAGGAAGAAAAUUACAAUGAUGAUAAGCCUACCAGGUUGCAGUUCAAGAGUUAG
Molecule: messenger RNA, 4881 nt
Organism: Kazachstania africana CBS 2517
Lineage: Eukaryota; Fungi; Ascomycota; Saccharomycetes; Saccharomycetales; Saccharomycetaceae
Gene: BUD3
Product: Bud3p
Exons: 1
Coding region: 1-4881 (1626 amino acids)
Molecular function (GO): guanyl-nucleotide exchange factor activity
Source: RefSeq, a predicted model, not a curated record